Messenger RNA from Cylicostephanus goldi, 537 nucleotides. NCBI's taxonomy places the organism in Eukaryota, Metazoa, Nematoda, Chromadorea, Rhabditida, Strongylidae. The record is from the annotation of a GenBank genome assembly.
AUAGCCUCAAUGAUUUGUUCUUUGCAGUCGUUCAACUUUGAUUUCAAAACCAAUGAUGAAAGUUGCAUGGAAGGCUCGGACAAUGAUAUUUUUAGUCCAACAACACCGACUCUACCACGUCCUACACCUUUGCGAAGGGAAAGUAUCGACUUAGGUUUGGAAUCACCCAUAAUGAGCCCAACGGUCGCUGGGCUCUCAAAUUUUGUGCCUCCUUGUAUCAGUAUUCCAUCUUCACCGCUUGUGAGUUCGACAUUCGACAUGAGCAUUCUACAGAAGGCAGUUUCCGGACAGCUUCCAUCAGUCCGACCGCCAUCACGCUUCCUUACGCCACCUGCAAUUGGUACCAUCUCACCGAUGCCGUCAAGUGCUGUCUCACCAAAUCUCUACAACUUUUGUGCGGCUUCUCCUAGCGCCAAUAACUUGAUGCAAGGGCUAGGCUCCCCGGCUUUCAAUGAGUUUUCACCAACUAUAGCAGCUUCGCAGCGAAUGUCACCUAUAAGUCCGAUGUGGAUAAAGGUAUUUGUGGAAGAUUUAUGA